CCCCGGUCUCGGAGCAGCCACGCGCGGCCCGUGAGCCUCGCCACCAGCGGGGGCUCGGAGGAGGAGGACAAAGACGGCGGGGUGCUGUUUCACGUUAACAAGAGUGGCUUUCCUAUCGACAGCCACACCUGGGAGCGCAUGUGGAUGCACGUGGCCAAGGUGCACCCCAAGGGGGGAGAAAUGGUGGGCGCCAUCCGGAAUGCCACCUUCUUAGCAAAGCCUUCUAUACCCCAGGUCCCAAACUACAGGCUGUCGAUGACGAUCCCAGACUGGCUGCAGGCGAUCCAGAAUUACAUGAAGACACUACAAUACAAUCACACAGGGACCCAGUUCUUUGAAAUUAGGAAAAUGAGACCGCUGAGUGGGUUAAUGGAAACAGCAAAAGAAAUGACCCGAGAGUCCUUACCUAUCAAAUGCCUCGAAGCUGUCAUCCUGGGCAUAUACUUAACAAAUGGACAGCCUUCCAUUGAGCGAUUCCCCAUCAGCUUUAAAACCUACUUCUCAGGAAACUACUUUCACCAUGUUGUGCUGGGGAUUUACUGCAAUGGCCGCUAUGGCUCACUGGGCAUGAGCCGAAGGGCUGAGCUGAUGGACAAGCCAUUGACCUUUCGGACUCUGAGUGACCUCAUCUUUGAUUUUGAAGACUCCUACAAGAAAUACUUGCACACGGUCAAGAAGGUCAAGAUUGGGCUGUACGUCCCCCAUGAGCCUCAUAGCUUCCAACCUAUUGAGUGGAAGCAGCUGGUCCUCAAUGUCUCAAAGAUGUUGAGGGCAGACAUAAGGAAGGAGCUGGAGAAAUAUGCCAGAGACAUGAGAAUGAAGAUCUUGAAACCUGCAAGUGCCCACUCUCCAACCCAAGUGAGAAGCCGGGGAAAAUCCCUGUCCCCCCGAAGGAGACAAGCAAGCCCCCCGAGAAGGCUUGGCAGGCGAGACAAGUCGCCUGCUCUGCCUGAAAAGAAGGUGGCUGAUCUCAGUACUCUGAAUGAAGUGGGCUAUCAAAUCCGAAUUUAGCCAAGCCAUACCGGCCAGCAAGAGGGUUUCUGUGGUGCUUCUCUCUGCACUUUACCCAGCGUCUUCAGGAGGAACUGCAACUAUUUAUUAAGAACUUUAGAGAAUUUUAUUUUUAAGCGUUCACCUGGAAAUAGAAUCUGAGUGGGUGAUGACAAUUAGCUUUAAAAAAAAAAAUUCACUAAAAGGCAACCAUGAAUAAGCUAAAAAAAGUAACCCCACUGGGGUUGGACUGUCUCCCUCACUCAAGAUCUUAAGGAUAACUACCAUAACUAGUUUUUCUUUUUUUUUUUUUACUUUUCCAUCUACCUGUUUUCUACUUGAACAUUAUGCCUCAUCACUAGUAAAUGUCCAUGAAAUCCUCUCUCCCACUUUUGGUAUAGUAAGGUAACUCAAUCAGUAUUACUGUCUUCUUCAGCAAUAACAGAAGCAAAGAUGGGUGGCUUUUUUUAAGCAUUUAAUAUUACCUCAGCAUUUCAACAUCAGAUAUGCAAACUUAAUGGUGUGGUUUUUGUUUUUUUAAUAUUCUAUUUGUAUUGUUUCCCCAGUAUUUCCCUUGGGGAUCUCCAUAAGAUUGGAGCUUUUUUCCUGAUGUACACAUGUGAUGAGAUUUAAGAUAUUAUAUGCAAGUGUUUUACUAAAAAGCACCGACAUUCUGGCAAUACGGGAAACCAUGUUCAGGAUCUUGGAGUCACUUCCUUCUUCACCUUUCUUAAAGCGUUUGCUGACAGCAGUUUUCGUUCUUUCAACACCGAACAGAAAAAGCGGGCUCAGAAGCUAGUCUGUGUUCUGUCACUACUGUUUAAACUUUGCAGACUCCACCAAAAAGCACAAGAGGUCAUAGGCACUGUUACGGGGACGGAGCACAACUGCGAUUACCUCUGGCAGAUACACACUCAGAAAGGCAGAGACGCCAGGGAUGAAUCAGCAGGUCUUGAGAACCAGAUAACCUUUCUGUUCCCGUUUCAUCUCAUUUUGAAACUCGGAGUCAGGCUCUGAUUCUGAAGGACUCACUGUUGUUAAAGAUGUAUUCCAAUGUCUUAUAUUAAGGCCAAUGUGACACGACCUGAUUAUUUGCCAGCAUCUUGCUUUAAGGUGCCGUUUCAUGACACUUAGGAACUAGGACUAGAAAAUACAAUGAAUUUGAAAGAACCUUCCCUUUUCUCCAUGGAAUUCUUCCAGAUCAGUGUUACACCUUACAGUAUGACUUAGUCCUUAAAGCACAAAAGGAGUAUCUGACCAGCACGUGGAAGUGGCAGAGUAAAUCCAGCUGCAAACCACGUGACUUGGCAUGAAGCGCUAACACGAACGUAGUGUGCAUGUUAUACAUGUCAAGAGCACAGCUGCUAUUAUCAUCUUAUCUUGGUAGCCAUGCCAACUUAGGAGACCAAAGGCAUAUUUAAGUGAAGGUUGCCUGCCGACGAGUGUUAGUCCAGUCUCGAUGCUUUCCUCCGGCUUUCUUGGACUGAAGGUGGUUAUAGGAAGGGAGUUAAAAAAAAAAAAAAAAUCAAUCAGCUCACUGGGACUCUUUACCAAUUAAACCCUGUGGGGGUAACACGGAAAACAAAAGGACUCAUCUCUCAGCUCCAUGCGCACGAGCUCUUCGUACCCGAAAGAUCAUUAUUAUUAAUGAAGAACACUGCUCGGAAAAGGAAGUCUAAUGUCCUUUAGGUGAACAGGACCAAGUUUGUGUACAUUGCAAGUAGAUUAAAAUGCAGUCUACGGUAAAAAUUCUGAUCUUAAUUGCUCUCUUCAAGAAUGGUAUUAUCAGUUAAGUUCCAAAUGAAUUCUCUUCAUAGAUCCUCACACAGCAAACCCAUCAGCAACCUCAUGGCCAAAUGUAUUUAGAUGUUUAGAGGAGUCAGUGAAUCAUUUCAUUCUCAUUCUGAAACGGUACUGACUUAACCAUCUGAAACUUUAUUAUAAGAGCUUGGAAUCGUAUUAAGUACUGUCCCACCCAACAUACAGGAUGUCAAGCAGUUGCAUAGCCUUUUGUUUCCCAGAGAUAAAAGGGGAAAAAACAAGACUACAAAACUGUUUCUAACAUGCUGAUGUAGAAGCCUUAAAACUGCCAACUGGCUUGAUGAUUCAUUAGUAACCUAAUUUCUUCCACAUGCACGCCUUGAUUUGUAGAUUCAUUUUCUCAAAGCAAGGGUUAGUCACAGAAAUAUGAAGAUACAUUUAAAAUGUUCUUGUCAUUCUAUUUUUAUUGCCUAUGGAAUAAGUAAUUUCUAAACAUGGGAAAGGCACCAAACUCCCUAAAUUCUAGUGCAGUAAUUAAAUUAAAAUAAUUAGAGACUAGAAAAAAACUCGAUGUUUUAUCCCCCCCCAGAAUUGGCUUUUAAACCAACUAUAAUUCAAAAGAUAAAAAAUAAAACUAUAAAAUGAUUUGAAAUGUAGUUUUUAAAAAGUCAUUAGUGCAAAAGAAACUUUACGCUCAAGCCAUCAUGGCAAUAUAUGCAAAGUUUAAAUGAAUGACAGAAAUCUCGAUUUUAGACUAUGUUGUGCUGUUUUGAGUACACUUUAUUUCAGAAACUGAUAUUUAGUAUUUUCUAUACACUCUGAAGUCAUGAGCAUUUCACUUUUUCUAAGUCAAUUAUUUCAUAAGGAUUUUAUUAAUAGAUAUUGGUAAAUAGAACUUUGGAAAUCUUAAUUCAGUAUUCUUACUAUACCUGAGGCUUUUGUAAGCUAUAGUUUUAUGUACAACCUUGUACAGUUUUUUUGACAUACAAUUAAAAAUCUUGUUUAUUCUCUUGGACUUUGUUCUGGCCAAUACUUUUUUUUAAAUCUUUAAGAAAAACUGUGAUUGUUUUAGUGGGUAUUUUUCUAAGUAAAUUGAAAACUUGUAUAAUGGUAUUUUAGAGAAUGCUGGAUAAGUGCAUGUUUCAAGUUAAUGUUUUUCUCAUCACUUGUAUGUUUAUACACAGCAUGGGACUUUAAUAAAACCAUCCUGGAAACUGGACGAUUGUUUUUCCUCAAAACUAUAUGAUGGUGUGAUUGUUUUCUCUCUUCCUCUUAUUAUACUUGUUUCGGUAACUCACCCAUAUUCUCUCAGCCUUCUUUCACAAUUUUCAACUUUUAUAUUAAAUGUGAUUCUCAGGGCCAUCAGGUGGCAUGG
Molecule: messenger RNA, 4126 nt
Organism: Tupaia belangeri chinensis (Chinese tree shrew)
Lineage: Eukaryota; Metazoa; Chordata; Mammalia; Scandentia; Tupaiidae
Gene: VASH2
Product: vasohibin 2
Exons: 7
Coding region: 139-1011 (290 amino acids)
Biological process (GO): regulation of angiogenesis
Cellular component (GO): cytoplasm
Source: RefSeq, a predicted model, not a curated record